Messenger RNA from Rhincodon typus (whale shark), 1449 nucleotides. RefSeq names its product divergent protein kinase domain 1C (gene dipk1c). The record is from RefSeq and is a predicted model, not a curated record. NCBI's taxonomy places the organism in Eukaryota, Metazoa, Chordata, Chondrichthyes, Orectolobiformes, Rhincodontidae.
AUGGAAGCUACUAACAGGAAAGACCUGGAUUUCAAGGUAGCUUUCAAAAUUGCUACCUCAACAGAGUUGGCCGCCAGCGAAGCAACCCAAUUGAGUGAUGACACCCGGGUGCAUCAAAACCUUUUGCCAAGUCCAUCAGGAGAGGUGCCUGAGAUAAGCCUGAGACUGGUGGCUGUGCCAAGCAGCGGAAGCCUGCAGGUCAAAUCCUCCCUAUACAUGGAUGACAUUGCUGUUUUAUGCUCAGAUGCGCUGUCAGUGUGCAGACUCAUGAGCAUCUGUGACUGGUUCAAACUGACUUUGGGACCCAGGUGUCGAGACUACAGGCAAGGUGUCCUAACAGGAGAUUUAUGUGAGGAUUUAUGUGUGACACAGACUAUGGUUUACAAGCGCUGUCUUUACUACGACAAAGGGAAAAAAGUCAUCCAGGCUGAUUGGAAUGGUCAGCCCAUCAUACUAAAAUCCAAACUGGAGAACUUCCUGAGCUAUGAAAGUCUGUACCUAUUGGAUGAGCGAGAAAGCAGACCCAUUCCAGAUGUCGAUAUCCUUGUCUUUACUGCACUGGAAAUCAAGCACUCCUUGGGACUGGAGGUGAAGAAUGUCACAAUACCGCAGCUAUGGACCAAGCACCUAAAAGGCAGGACAGGCUCGUUCUCUAGGGCGGAGCUGUCUAGUAUGUGGUCCCUCUUUCAGCAGGAGGAGUAUGUGUUUUUCCAGUUGUUGCAAAACCUCAGUAAGCACGUUCUCAGAGUAAUUGGCUCCUGUGGACAUUUCUAUGCUGUGGAGUACCUUACAGCUGGUCACGCUUGGCACCGCAGCCUGUUCUCCCUUGAAAAGCUGGUCCCCCUUUCCUGGCGAGGCAGUAGCAGAAAGGCAUGGUGGCAGGUGACAAAUGGAAUCGCAUUGAGCUUCCUCGAAUUGGCCAGGCAUUUUGAGAAUGACUUUUCUCACCAGCUUCAUCUUUGUGAUAUCAAACCAGAAAACUUUGCCAUCAGGGCUGAUUUAACGGUUGUUGCGAUUGAUGUUGACAUGGCAUUUUUUGAACCCAAAAUGCGUGCCAUCCUUGAACAAAAUUGUACAGAUGAUGAAGACUGCAACUUCUUUGACUGUUUCUCUAGGUGCAAUAUUGAGACUAAAAAAUGCAGGGCAGAACGUUCAAAUAAUAAUCUCCAGGUCAGUUGUAAUCUUCUAUGGCUGAACAGUUACUCAUUGCCUCUCAAAGGCUCCUGUGUUUCAUCUUUCCAGUUGGCAUUUCUAUCCCUCUUUAUUGUUUGUUGGUGUAUUCUCAUUUCUCUUCCUAAAACAAAUUUCCAUUCUGCAUUAUCUGUCUCAAGCAUGAAUGCAUCUGCAACAUGGGGACUGCAGCAGAUCGCGAAAGUUGCUCAUUGCGACCUUCAGCAGGGGCAGUUCAGGAUGGACACCAAAUGCCAGCCUACCCUGGUGGCUCUCUAA